ACAAGGUUCAAAUUACAGAUAAGAACUUACAUAUGAUGCAAUAUUUUGUCAUAAUUUUUGCCACAUUUUCUAUUCUGGCACUUGUUCAGGGAAAAAGAGAUCGUAAUGAUCCUUUUGUAACCGGAAAAUGCCAGCAAAUUGUAACAGGAUACACAUUUACACCGGAAAAAAACGGGUGUUCGAUUUACUCUGCGGAAGGCUGUCGAGUUACUGGUAACUUUUUUAAUACACGACAGCAAUGCGAGAAAAAUGAUUUUCUCUCGCUAAAUUACGGAGACCUCGUCGAGUUGCAAAGAAACCUAUUGUAUUUACUUGCGCAAUCAAUGUGCAAAUACGUUUAUUUUAUGACGAUCCGUAGUAUAAGGUGA
Drosophila erecta is the source of this 368-nucleotide messenger RNA. RefSeq lists its product as uncharacterized. Gene Ontology annotation, molecular function: serine-type endopeptidase inhibitor activity. The record is from RefSeq and is a predicted model, not a curated record. The transcript is spliced from 3 exons. NCBI's taxonomy places the organism in Eukaryota, Metazoa, Arthropoda, Insecta, Diptera, Drosophilidae. Bases 33 to 368 code for a protein of 111 amino acids.